GUUUCCGUGGUAACCAGGCUGCGCGUCCUCAUUGGAGCUGUGGGUGGAGUGCGGCUUCUUGGAGUUGCCGGAUAAAAAAUGUCCAUACUCACUUCUCCCCGAGGAAAGGUGGAAGUGGUUCAUUGCCGAAGAACAGAAUCGCAGGAUAUUUAUUGUAUCAAAAAACUCAUUAGAAAAUUUACCCAGAGGCUGUUUGGGAAGCUUAAUAUCAUCUAUCUUCUAGAAAAGGCAAACCUUGCUGUCACCCUCUGCAAUGACAAGGAAGAGAUCAUGGCCCAGGCCACCUUCUUGGACUAUCCCAACUGGAAUGUUUCCAAGCAGGAUGACUGGGUGUCAGUGUUCCGGGAGCUCGACAGCGAAAUCCCAUGCACACCUCUGAAUACAUUGUUCAUGCACCUGUUUGUGGCUGUGGAUGAGUUUUCCACUGGUUGUUGCAAAGAGAUUAUUCGGAACGUGUUUAAAGCAGUGCCAGAACUACACUUCAUAUUUCUCACAGUGCCAUCCUACAUGAGCCUAGGCUCAACUCUAGUAACUGUGUUUCACCAAGUGGGGACUAUCCCAAAUUUGACGUAUGAUGAGGACUUCGCAGUACAAAUAUGCCUUAGGCACAACCAUUACCCUCAGCUGCAUGUUCGCAAAGCCAGGGUGGAAGACCAUGACGAUCUCAUGCCAAUAUUUAUGCACUAUGACACUGUCCUGAAGGAAACUUAUGGUGAAUACUUCCUUGCUGAACUGAUAGAGGCCCAAGAUGAAGAGAAUCAUGCCGUUGUGUGUGAGGUGGAAGGUGUAGCUGUCGGGUUCAUGAGUGUGUGCUCAAGAGUGAACUUGCCCCUGCUGCACGAGUGCUUCGACUUGGGGCCUUUCCACGGACUCUGUGUCCCACAUCCUGAUGACAUUCUGGAAACACCACAAGAAAUAGAUGUUCAAGAAGAUCAAGAUGCUGAGUUCAUGAGUAACAGGCUAGGAGUCCAGAGAAUUUCUGAGGAUCCAGAGAAAUCUCUAUAUAUAGAGGCCAUGGAGAACAUCCAGGAAAAAGUCCUUGAAGAAGCUGCAUCUGGGGAACCUGUAUUAUCAAUCCAAAGUGGAAUUAGUGAAACUCAGGAGGUAGAAAAACUCAGCAGGAGUUCCAUUGUUGAUGAAGAGGAGCAAUAUAUCAGCAGUGAGAGCUCCACAUCCAUCUCACUGCACGAAGAGCCCAGUUACUUCCGCCCUGUCUACAAGGGAGAGUCAGAUGCUUUUUGUAUUCAGCUAUUUUGUAUUGAUGAGAAAUAUGAAGCAAGAUCGUUGGAUUUUAUGAAUUUUGUUUUCAGUCUUUUUCCUGACAAGAACUUCUGCCUCAUUUCUCUGCCCCAUCUCACCCCUGAGUUUGUCCUCAUCCAGAACUUUGUGAAGAUCGUCCCCUACAACAACUGCACCCUUGAACAUGAUCUCUAUGUCUUCCAUCGGGCUGGAUUGCUGAAGUCCAUUAAGAUAAGAUUAGCCACUUUAAUGGACACUCCUGGCAUUGAAAAGCUUGUGAGAACCCUCAUGCUCAGUGAAAGCAUAUUGACAGAUUUAAGCCAAUACAAUGAAGCUCGCAGAGACCCUGAUGGAACACCAAUGCAGGCAUUUGUUGCUGAAGUUGCUGAACAAAUAGUUGGUAUUGCAGUGAUCAGAAAUGAAAUGGAUGUAGAGUACAUACGGUCCCAUUACAAUAUUGAAGAUUUCAUCUACUUCAGCCACCAUCAGCGGGAAGAACAUGGUCACUUGUAUCACUUUGCCCUGAACCCUAUUUUCCGGCACUACACCAAGUUUUUUCUGAAGGAGAUCCUUCGCUUAAGCUAUAAGUCCUGUCUCUACUACCCUAUUUACCCACAACCCAGGAAAGGCAAGUUCCAGAACCCCUACGCCCACUCCCUGACAUCUGCCCUUCAUUACUUGGUUCCCGUGCGACCACGACGACAGAUUGUCUAUCCUCUGGAAAAGCUUGGCAUAAACGCUCCAUCAAAGGCGGUCUCCAAGGAUCCGUUGAGUUAUGCCUUGAACCACACAAACAGAAAACUAACGUUGGAACCUAAAAUAACUGUCAAUGCCAGGAUUGUUGUGGUUGGUGCAUCCACUGUGGGAAUUUCCUUCCUAGAGACAUUGAUAUUUUGUUCUCACCUGAAGUUUAAUAAUCUCACCCUGAUUUCAACUCAUGGACUCCCAGGGAAAAAACUUCUGGGCAAUGAACAAAGAAAGUUUCUGGCAACCAACCACUGUUUUAAUGAUAAAGAUUAUGCAUUGAUGUCACUGUGCUCCUGGGUUAAUGUUGUGGUUGGUAGAAUGACUGGCAUAGACCGAGCAGCCAAGCACGUAAUAGUUUCCAAGGACCAAAUCGUGCUGUACGACCACCUCAUCCUCUGUACCGGGCAGCAGUACCAGGUCCCAUGCCCUACCGGGGCCGACCCUGGGCAACACCUGACAAACAGAGAGGUUCCAGAAAGCAGUCAACUGCAAUACGCUGGGAAAGUUCCCAGCAACCAUUUCAUUCUCAACGAGGAGGAAGACUGCUUAAGUGCCCUGGUCUGGAUAAGGAAGCAAUACUUCCCCACCGAAGGGAAUGUCAUUGUCUAUGGGAAUACGAUUGAUGCUUACACCACUGUGGAAACGCUCUUACACAUCGGUGUGAAGGGCACCUGCAUCUACCUAGUGCAUCCACCUCCUGAGUCUAUCAUCACCUGCAUCAACAACUACACAGUGGAAAGCGCAGUGGAGGAUGCGCUCAGUACCGCCGGAGUGACCAUUUACCAGGAUGCAGUCUUAGCUCAGUGGAAUGACGGCCAGUACCCAGAUCCCAUUCACAGUGCCAGCUUCACCACACCCACCAAGCCCUUCAGACUUACGUGCUCUAUGUUCUUCAGCUUCUGUGAGAAGAAAGUGGAUUAUGAAACAUUUAAAGCAUUCAAUGAUGCAUGUCUUGUCUAUGAUGGCCGACUUGUGAUUGAUACCAACUUCCACACAAAUGACGUAGCCAUCCGGGCUGCUGGCUCCCUCACCAAGUUCUCUAAUAGAUAUUACUCAAAUGAGUGGACUCACAGCAACUUUAGUUCCAAAGAAAUUGGCUUUCAGCUGGCAGCAGCUAUGCUCAAUCUCUUUGAUCCAACUCUUGAGCCCGUGACUAAGCCACCUGCCGAUCUUGACCGACUCAUCCCCAUGUAUAAGGGAGCCAAGAUCCAAGGAGGAAUUCUUCCUGGGUCUUACCAUUAUCUGCAUGUUUCCAAGCCUAAUAUUCCAACUCCCUUGGCGGUACAAAUGUCACAGACCAAUUUUGGGUCAGAAAUAAUAACAGGUAAUGUGAAAAAUGGGACAUACUUCCGAAUUCAUGUUAACAAGUAUAAGAUAGUGGAGACCAUCACGUGCCUUUCUAAGGAGGCUUUCCCUGCUUCCAACUACAUCCGCUUGCUUGGCCAGCAUGAGCAAGUCCUCAACAACCUGUGCGCUCGUUAUGACGACAAGCUGAUCACAGAUCUCUACAGCUACUUCACGGAGCCGUGGUGCAUGGCCCUCUUCCACGAUCGUUUUAUUGAUCUCAGGAAAGAGUUACGCCAAAUCUUAGCCUCCAAGGAGGAGGAAAACCUUCCUUCCAUAGAACAGUUAGCCCAUCAGAUAGAAGACGAGGAAAUAAACCUGAAGGAGAGCCCCAGGAAAUACCUCAAGAGAGUUUUCCAGGAAACCAUCUACAAAAACCUGGUGGAAAGAAGCAUCCUCGACUAUCUACACUAUAACCAUUACCACCUGCCCAUGUACGCGUGGCCCGGCAUCAUUUAAUUGUGGCCAGGGUCUCCAUCGUAUUAUAUCCAUACAUUUAGUUAUCGCAAGUGCUCUGUAGAAAUAGAAAAGCUCCCAGAAGCUUGGCUUGACAGCUAAGCGCCAUCGUGGUUUCCUGGAUUGUUUUCCGCCUCACUUAUGCCUGUAGUUUUAUUUUCUUCCAGGAGGUGGCGCACGACCGUGCGUCUCUAUUCUGGGGCAGGGACGCUUUACCAAUAAAUACCAGACAUGUU
Molecule: messenger RNA, 4022 nt
Organism: Marmota monax (woodchuck)
Lineage: Eukaryota; Metazoa; Chordata; Mammalia; Rodentia; Sciuridae
Gene: Cfap61
Product: cilia and flagella associated protein 61
Exons: 27
Coding region: 79-3789 (1236 amino acids)
Source: RefSeq, a predicted model, not a curated record